Gossypium raimondii (Peruvian cotton) is the source of this 737-nucleotide messenger RNA. Its product is annotated as protein RADIALIS-like 3. NCBI's taxonomy places the organism in Eukaryota, Viridiplantae, Streptophyta, Magnoliopsida, Malvales, Malvaceae. The record is from RefSeq and is a predicted model, not a curated record. The coding region runs from base 112 to 549 and encodes 145 amino acids. Gene Ontology annotation, molecular function: DNA-binding transcription factor activity. The transcript is spliced from 2 exons.
AACUUAUUAUUACAGGAUUAAACAUCCAAAAACCCAGUUUUUGGCUGUCCUUUUUUUGUAGUUUAAUUAACUUAAUUUGCUUGUCUCAAGGAAACAGCUCCUCUCUUACAGAUGUGGUUUUUAAUGAAGACGAGUCAUAUAGAUUCCCCCCAAGUGGCUCAAGCUCAAACCCCACAGCUUAUAAAUACAGCAUUCAUGGCUGUCUCUCAAGCACCCCAAACAAAAACACAUCUUUGCUUCAUCUUGUUUUGUUUUUUCUUCUUACAUUUGAAUCUGGUAAUGGCUUCAAGCUCUUUACGUUCCAAAGAUUCAGGUCCAACAUGGACCCCAAAACAGAACAAACUGUUCGAAAAAGCAUUGGCACAGUUCGAUAAAGAUACACCAGAUCGUUGGCAAAAUGUUGCUAAGGCUGUUGGUGGUAAUAAAACUGCUGAAGAAGUUAAGAGACACUACGAAAUCCUCAUCCAAGAUCUCGAACAUAUCGAGUCCGGUCGGAUUCCGAUUCCCAAAUAUAAGUCGAGUGGCGGCGGCGGCAAUGGCGGCCGGUGAUCGAGAAGGAAAAGGAAAAGGCUGAGGAGUUUUAUCUUUUUAAGUUGCAAUGAAGUCCAAGACUGGUGGCCUAACUUUCAAAUAUCAUAUAUAUUUAUUCUCAAUGCUAUGAGACCCCAUUUCUCUUUUCUUUUCUUUUUCUUCUAUUAUUAUUAUCUUCAUGAAUUGUAAUGAAAAUUAUCUAUUUU